Molecule: messenger RNA, 1203 nt
Organism: Fusarium venenatum
Lineage: Eukaryota; Fungi; Ascomycota; Sordariomycetes; Hypocreales; Nectriaceae
Source: RefSeq, a predicted model, not a curated record
AUGCCUCGCACUUCUCAUCAGAUUAUAGUUACAGAUCUUGUGUUUAACGAUACAAAAUUCUUGGAACAAAAAACAAACCCGAAAAAGAAGCACCAAGAUCAUCAACCCAGCACGAAUGGAGAGACAGACCACGAUGAAGAUGAGACUCCCGACAAUCUCGAAUCCCCUCCACAGCAACACACCGGCUGCCAAAAGACAGCAGUAACUGAAAAAGAUACAGAGAGAAAGGGAGAGCCCGAUCAUACUUCUCAAGAAGACUGCAAUUUGUUGAAUAGAUCUAACUUAGAACUAAGCCCUGAAACGCCAAGGACGAUGUUCAAGAAACUCAUCGAGACUGGUAUUUUUGACGGCACGGGCAUUCUGAAGCUUACUUCUGAUAAGGAUCUGCAGAAAGGCCCGAUCCGAGAUGGUGAGAAUGGUAUUCUUAAAAACUUACAGCCUGUUGGAAGCCGUGCAGGUCAAUAUGGAGUGUCGACGACGGAUCCCGACAAGGGCUUGACUCUGCCAUUAACAACGCUGCCUCAAUCGAAUAUAGCAAGCUUCUACCAGAAACACUAUGGGAAUAACCAGAACAAAUCAGCUGAUACAGCAUGUCUUGAACGCCAUGGCGAGAAAACUCCGCUUUGCAUCCGCGACACCGCGCAAGUGUGUUAUUCUGAUCGAGCAAAUCCAGUCAAUAUGAGAGACGUGCAUGAGGCUUCUAUAACUCAGAGCCCCAACCCGGACCUUAAACUAGCACGUGAUUCUGCUGUCGAUGGUAGGCGGGAGUCUAUAUAUGAGGCUUUGGAAGGGCGACACCAAUACACCCCAUACAUUGAUCAUACGGAUCAAAGGAGACCAACACUUACAAACCCUGACAGUGACUUCGCAGACUUUGGCUACCUUGUACAUCCAACAGAUAUACAGAGCCCCAAACUUGUGAGCACGGAGCUGCCAACGCUUGGUGACUGGCAACGCUAUGGAGAGAGCAAAUUGCUGCAACAGUCGUUGGCUGCCAAGCAUUCUCUUCACCUUACUCAUGGGGAUGCUGGCAUACCGGGACCUAACCUAAUGAUGUUCCCUAUGCCAUCGACAGAGGUGUACCCCACACAAGACGAGAGGGGAUACACCAAUGCACAAGUCAAACAACAGCGCCGAAAUUGUGGCAAUGAAACAGUUCGAGAAUUCUUCGAAAGUAUCGAGGGCGAGGUAAGCUUGAAAUAG